AUGCUCCUGGGCAGCCGCCGGCGCCCCGUGGAGAUAGGCACCUGCGGUCUUUUUGUGUCCGCCGCUGCUUGCGUCGUCAACUACUCCGUACGUGUUGGAUGGAUCACUGAUCGGAGGGGACCUGGACUGGACUGGACUGGACUGAACUGGACGCUGGUGGUGUGUGGUCGGUCGAUUGGAGCUCAACUGGAUGCGGCUGCCACGCUGGAUACGAGAAAGGCUAAUGGUGAGCAGCGCUCACCAUUGGGCGCAGCGUGUGGCUAUGUCGUCGACUGGAGUGAUGAUGGUCCUGGCCUGAUCAUCGCCCAGUCCGGCUUCCGUGCUGCAGCAUCCAGGCCAGGCCAUUGA
Molecule: messenger RNA, 348 nt
Organism: Emericellopsis atlantica
Lineage: Eukaryota; Fungi; Ascomycota; Sordariomycetes; Hypocreales; Bionectriaceae
Exons: 1
Coding region: 1-348 (115 amino acids)
Source: RefSeq, a predicted model, not a curated record